GUUUUGGCUCGCGCUGACGCGUCGCGUGCGGGACUUUUCACGCCUGAUGCUGCGCACGAUUCCGACACAUUCAACCGCCAGCAGCAGGAAACCUUGCGAGUGAGAUGGAUGGAUAGAUCCGGGAUCUGAGCGCUUGCAUUCGCGUCGGAUAAAGUUGAGUUUGUGCGAUUUUACCCCAGUUUUUCGCAUCACGAUGGAUCUCCCGCAUGGUUUGGUGACUGUGUACCUGCUCCUGGUGUCCCUCGCUCAGUGUCAGCACUAUUACCUGCUCAGACCCAUCCCGAGUGACACUUUACCCCUGCUGGAGCUCAAGGAGGACCCCGACCCCAUCUACGACCCGCGGGAGAGGGACCUAAACGAGACUGAGCUGCGGAGCGCGCUAGGGGACUUUGACAGCCGCUUUCUGUCCGUCAGUCCUCCUCAGGAUCGCUACACCGGCAACGAGGAUCUGGAGGAGCUGGACCUCCAGCAGCAGAACCCCACCGGGAUGAUGCCCAAAGACAUCAAGAACCUGGACUUUGACGCGCAGUGGGGAAAAAAGCGCAAGGCCAGCAAGAAGCUGAAGCGCAGGCUGCAGAUGUGGCUCUGGUCCUACUCGUUUUGUCCGGUGCUGUACGCGUGGAACGACCUCGGCGCGCGCUUCUGGCCGCGCUUCGUGCGCGCGGGGAGCUGCUACAGCAAGCGCUCCUGCUCGGUGCCGGAGGGGAUGGUGUGCAAACCGGCCAAAUCCACGCACAUCACGCUGCUGCGGUGGCGAUGCGUGCAGAGGCGAGGCGCGCUGAAGUGCGCCUGGAUACCGGUGCAGUAUCCCAUCAUAACCGAGUGCAAAUGCUCCUGCGCGAACUGACCAAUCACGAACGGACA
Messenger RNA from Sinocyclocheilus rhinocerous, 864 nucleotides. RefSeq names its product noggin-1. The transcript has a single exon. The record is from RefSeq and is a predicted model, not a curated record. Bases 194 to 847 code for a protein of 217 amino acids. Gene Ontology annotation, biological process: negative regulation of BMP signaling pathway; dorsal/ventral pattern formation; negative regulation of cell differentiation. NCBI's taxonomy places the organism in Eukaryota, Metazoa, Chordata, Actinopteri, Cypriniformes, Cyprinidae.